CAGUUCGCCAUUCAAUUUCGAGAAUCCGAGGCACCUUGCUCCCGUACGCAGUUUCAUCAUCUGCCAGAGAUGACACUCGCCCCCAUCCAUCACUCGAUAUGUACAACCUGCCGCCUUCGCUCUCUGGUGGCAGCAAAGCAAUAUGCCAGAGCACGAACACCAACUUCGCGAGACUGGACACGACUGAGGCAACCAGCGUUCGCCCGAUACUUGCAUAUAUCUAGGCCCAGCUUCCAACAUCGGGACUCCACGAGACAAGGGAAGGAGCAUGCACAGACACUAGACAAGAAGCUCCAAGCGGACCAAAUAGCACGGCGUGCACAUGAAGAGUUCGAGCUGGAGGACAUAGAGACAUCCGCCGCCGAAGACAUAGUGGACACUCAAACAGCAGGAGCUUUGAAUGCUUCACCUGAAGAUGUCGCACGAGCUGCUCGUCGACGAUUUGGAGAUGCGCUGCCGGACGGCGUUCUGGAUGAGAAGCAGUACACAGCAUACGAGCGUUUGUACGGCCCACCAAUUGGCAACACUGUAGAUGAGAUGGUUGACUUUGAGGAAAAUGAGCUUGAAGGAGAGUUGGAUGAAUCAGACAACGUUGGCACUGGUGUUUUGAGGGAAAGCAAAGAUGGCGUCCUCGAGGAGGUCGAGUUCAUUGAAGAGGAGGAGGAAGACUUCGAAGAAGAGGAAGGACAAGAGCUCGUGGAGGAGGAGAAUGCCGAAGCGGAAGUGGAGGCGGGCACUGUCACUGCAGGUCUCGAUGCUCAGACUAUCAGUCAUCUUGCGGCACUACGUUUGACGUCGGAGCAAGAGCAGCUCGAGGAUUCCGAAGAGCAGUUCCCUGAACCGUACGACCAUACACGAGCGCACCCCUUGACCGUGGCCAACCGGUUUGGCACACCCUCUUCUACCGUGCAACUACCAUCGUCCUCAUUCGUGGACCCUGUCUCCCGGAUCGUAGCAGGCGUUCCAAACAAGCACAUUUCCGAAGUCGCCCAUCGUAUCUUUGGCGGUGUUGGUCUGCCCUACUCGACGUCAACACCGCAGCGUGCGGUGACCAUGCCACAAAAACCCAUACCUCUGAACCCUGGUCAAGGCAGGAUGAGCGACAUGGAUGCCGACAUCUUCAUGACUACUCUCAUGCCUGGCAUCUACGCAAGUGUGUACAGUGUUCUUAUCGAAACUCGCAAACGCCUUGGCAGCUCGUGGUUGGAAGGCCUAUUGACCAAGGAAGGUGGACCUCGCAUCUUGGACGCUGGCGGUGCAGGUGUAGGUGUGAUGGCUACAAGAGACGUUCUGCAGGCAGAAUGGGAACGCGUGCACGACACAAGCGAAGACGAGGACCCCUUCAUGGCCAUUGCAGAGGCCGGUGGCAAGACUGGUGGCGAGUCUAUCCCUGCACCUGUCGGCAAGGCUACUGUCUUGACCAGUAACGAGGCUUUGCGCUUCCGCUCCAGCAAACUUUUGGAGAACACGACUUUCCUACCUCGUCUUCCUGAUUAUAUGCAUGCGACUGACGAGUCUGCUCGUGAGCGUGGCAAGUACGACAUCAUCAUUGCACCUCACACUCUGUGGCCGUUGAAGGAGGACCACAUCCGCAAACAAUACGUCAAGAACCUGUGGAGUUUGCUCAGCACAGAUGGCGGUGUCUUGAUCUUGUUGGAGAAGGGUGUACCUCGCGGAUUCGAGAUGAUUGCUGCAGCAAGAGAAAUGCUUCUUACCGCUCGCAUCUCCUCACCUGGUAACGAAGAGACUGCAGAGGACGUGGAAGAGCCAGGCGAGGGCACGAUGUGGGGCAAGCAGCCAAAGGAUAAGGGCAUGAUCAUUGCUCCUUGCACCAAUCACCUUGGCUGUCCCAUGUAUGUCAACCGUGGCAUCAGCAAAGGUCGCAAGGACUUCUGUCACUUCAAGCAACGCUACAUUCGACCUCCAUUCUUGCAAAGGAUCCUAGGAGCCAAGCACAGAAACCACGAAGACGUCGAGUUCUCGUACAUAAGUGUGAUGAGGGGCCGUGAUCUCCGCGACAGAGACGAGGAAAAUAUCAUCCAAGGAGAAGUCGCGAGAGAUCGAGCAUUUAUCGGUUUCGAGAACCCUCAAGCGAUGAACGAGCAAGACGAAGAUGAGUUCGACCCUACAGCACCUGCCGUACCGGAUGUGGAAGAGAUGUCUGUGGAAGAAGAGCCUCACUCGUUGAGCAUGCCGCGUGUGGUGCUGCCUCCCCUAAAGCGUCAAGGUCAUGUUAUCAUCGACAUGUGCACUCCGGCCGGCACUCUGGAGCGCUGGACGGUACCAAGAAGUUUCUCCAAGCAGGCUUACCGCGAUGCACGCAAGAGCUCCUGGGGUGACAUCUGGGCUCUGGGAGCCAAAACCAGAACACCUCGAAAUGUGCGUGUAGGCAGAGGUAAAGAUGAGCUUGGUGGUGUCGAAAAGAAGAAGAAGAAUAAGGCGAAGAAUACCAUUGAGGUGGGGUAUGAUUCGCAGGGUAACAUCAAGGAGGAAGAUAUCAAGGUCAAGACGGGAGGUCGCAUGAGACAAGGCAAGGUCAAGGGCAUCAGAGAUAAGCGUGACAAGAAGGCCGAUGGAAGAGGAAGAAGAAAGAACCUCGACAAGGAGUAAUCGGAUGGGUGUGUAAGAUAUGAGUUUGAACAUGUCGGCUCUCGUAACGACCAGUAAUGACCAUCAAUUGCAAGCAUCAAGACACGAGCAUGACACUGGUGAUUUUGCACUUUAUUGGACCCGAAGAAUAUGAUGUGUAUUUUGACAAGGCUUCCUGCGGAGCUAUAGAGCCACAUUCAACCUCUGCGCUUUCAAUGCUUUCCGAAGAGCAGCAUAUCUAGUGGGUGGGCUUGAGGUUCUUGUUGGGGUUGCGAGGGUCGUUGCGGUACUCGUCGGCUGUGCAGUAUAUCUCGUCAGCAGGGUGUUCUCUUGCGCAUGUGUAUUGUAUAGCCAGAUCGGAGGUGUGGGUAAUGGUUUGGAGCAAGAUUCGGAAUGGGUGAACUGACUGUUGGCGAGAGUAGUGGCG
Aureobasidium subglaciale EXF-2481 is the source of this 3016-nucleotide messenger RNA. RefSeq lists its product as uncharacterized. Gene Ontology annotation, biological process: translation. Gene Ontology annotation, cellular component: mitochondrial small ribosomal subunit. Lineage: Eukaryota; Fungi; Ascomycota; Dothideomycetes; Dothideales; Saccotheciaceae. Bases 70 to 2610 code for a protein of 846 amino acids. The transcript has a single exon. Gene Ontology annotation, molecular function: methyltransferase activity; structural constituent of ribosome. The record is from RefSeq and is a predicted model, not a curated record.